Messenger RNA from Scylla paramamosain (green mud crab), 1101 nucleotides. Its product is annotated as complex III assembly factor LYRM7-like. Gene Ontology annotation, biological process: mitochondrial respiratory chain complex III assembly. The record is from RefSeq and is a predicted model, not a curated record. The transcript is spliced from 7 exons. Gene Ontology annotation, cellular component: mitochondrial matrix. NCBI's taxonomy places the organism in Eukaryota, Metazoa, Arthropoda, Malacostraca, Decapoda, Portunidae. Gene Ontology annotation, molecular function: protein folding chaperone. Bases 188 to 553 code for a protein of 121 amino acids.
GAAAUGAGACGCCGUACAAAGGCAGAAAGCAAAGUUCAUUUGUUGUUGCGGUGAGUGGUGGCAGCGGCGCGGCGGUGUGUGGAGUGGUGGCUAAGGAGCAGCGAGGAGUCACCUGUCUUGGCAGGUUCUUGUUUCAUCAGUGACAGGAAAUACCAAGAGUGAAUUGUCAAGCAGCACACAACUGAAGAUGGCCCAUGAACUGAGGAGAAAAGUGUUAGGGUGCUUCAAACAGCUGCAUCGCACCCGCCUCACAGUGUUUGAGGGCGACAGCAAGGCACUGGCAGCUGCUCGAGAAAAGAUCAACACAGAAUUCCAUAAGAACAAGAAUGUGUCAGAUGCAGCUGCUGUGGAAGAGCUCAUCACCCUUGGAAGACAGGUGGAAGAAGUGCUGAGGACCAAUGUGAUGCAGGUGGUGGAAAAAAAUGAUGGUGUUUAUAGUGCCAAGCUCCGGCCAGAGGUCACCAGGCUGGACACUGGUAAGCCAUACAGACCCAUGCCAGACACCAUGAUUGGCCCCUUCAAGAAAAAGAAAACUCCAUGCAGUGACAGUUAAACUGUUACAGAUUGACAGCAGGGAGGAGAUGGCAGCCACCGACUUCUUUGGUGUGGCAGUGAGCAGAAAGGUGUACUUUCCCCUUCUAAAGUGAGCUUUCCUGGUGGUAAUGGUGCAGGUGGUUGCAGUGACUGAAGGACAGAGGACACGUCCACCACCAGCAUCCCACAAGGACACUGGUCAGGACCAGAGACAGUGCCAGGGAAACUUUUACCUGAAAAAGCAGCAUUAAAUGAAUCCAGACAUUUUAUUUCCCAUUAAUAAACAAGUUUUUGUUAAAUAACUUUUACCAACAGACUUUUUAAUGAAAAAUUAUAUAUUUAUCUAUAUUGAAAAUCAGCUUUUAUAAAACAACAAUCUACAUUUGGAUCUUCUAACUUGCUCAAUACCCUCAAAAAAAAAACUUGUGAAUUGUGUUGGUAACUCUCUCUCUCUCUCUCUCUCUCUCUCUCUGUUAUCUGCCACUGUAGUACUUUUCAAUGUUGUACAUACUUGUAUGUUUUUAUUUGUAAAUAUAAGAUAUUAAUAAAUGAUAAGACUGAAAUGCA